GGUCACAAAGCCCAAGUGAACUCAGAACCCGGGUCACCAGGCAACCACAUUGUGGAGACAGCGCCCGACUGGGCUCAUUCGUUGGGACACCUUCGCCUGACGAACAUGUUCUCCUGUUGUGUGCCCGUGUCCCGCGGCUGCUGGCUCAGGGGAGCCCGUGGCUGCGACGCUCCCCGACCCGGGAGGCAGUGGGUCAGGUCGUGCACAGGACGCCUCAGGUCUCUAGCUCGCAGGGAGCCAAAGAAAUCAACGGAUGAAAUCGGGAGGCGACUGUCGGAAUCCUGCCCUACAGAGGUGUGCGUGUGCCCCGUCGCCCAGGAGGGCCACCCUGGACCCGGGGAGAGAGUGGCCGCACGGAGGUCUCCGGAAGCAGGGCCUGGAGAUGGCCUGGGAGGGCCUCCUUCACCGCCCGGGCCCCUCCACAGGGUCCUGGCUCAGCGGUCCUGGGACCAGGACCCGGAGCCCCCGGAGCCGGAGCCCGAGCCCGAGGAGUCCGGGGCAGGAGCAGAAGCCGGUGCGGCUCUAGAGCCCAACCCAACAGCCUCGGGGACCUCGGCGGCUCUGGAGGCAGGGGUGGCGUCCGGAGCGACUCCUGCAGGGGCCCGGCAGCCAGCAGGUGACCUGGGACCUGUGCGGGGACAGCGGGCACCUGGGCAGAGUCAGCUGGGUCCUGCUUCUGCUCCCAACACCGUUCCUGCCACCGCCCUUCUCCCCGCCCCUGCCCCCGCCCCUGCCACCGCCCUUGCUCCCACAUGGAUGCCAGCCACUGAUCGAGGGCCUGAGGGCCUACACGGGGUGUUUAUUUUAUUUCUAGUUGUUCCAAUCCCCGACCCUGACACCCUACCACAAUGUCUCUUCCUCUUCUCCCUUAUCCUUUCUCUCCUCUUCUUUUUAGCUGUGACUUUAUUUCUGCACUGUUGGUUUAUAAUCCAUAUUAAUCUUCAGUAAAAUUUUGAUUUACUUUA
Molecule: messenger RNA, 965 nt
Organism: Leopardus geoffroyi (Geoffroy's cat)
Lineage: Eukaryota; Metazoa; Chordata; Mammalia; Carnivora; Felidae
Product: nischarin-like
Exons: 3
Coding region: 106-948 (280 amino acids)
Source: RefSeq, a predicted model, not a curated record